Molecule: messenger RNA, 831 nt
Organism: Monoraphidium neglectum
Lineage: Eukaryota; Viridiplantae; Chlorophyta; Chlorophyceae; Sphaeropleales; Selenastraceae
Exons: 4
Coding region: 1-831 (276 amino acids)
Source: RefSeq, a predicted model, not a curated record
AUGGGGUCAUCGUCGCCGCGGCCGCCGCUGCAUGCUUCCCAGGAGCUGGAGAGCGCGCUGCGGCUGCAGAACCACUACAAGCAGCGCGCCAAGGACGCCCUCGCAGCCGCCGCCGAGCGCGAGGCCGACGGCGCCGCCGAGCGCGACGACCGCGCGAGCGCCGCCGCGGCCGCGGCCGAGGAGGAGGUGGAGGAGCUGCAGGAUGAGGUGGUGCGCCUCAGAUCAGCGGCAGAGGCCAACCUCAGAUCAGCGGCAGAGGAUCAAUUCGCGGCUGAGCUGACAUCCCUAAGCAAGGCCAAGGCCCAGGCGCAGCGCGAGUGCGACGCGCUGCGCGACCUCGCGGCCCAGGCGGCCGCGCAGCACAGGGAGGAGCUCGCGCGCUGGGUGCAGGAGAACGCGGCGCUCAAGGCGCGCAUCGCGUCCGACGCCGCCGCGGCCGCGAUGGGCGGCGGCGCCGGCGCGGGGCGCGGCGCCGGGAAGACGUUCGGCGCGCUGCAGGGCGGCGGCGGCUUUGGCGGCGGCGCCGCGGCUGCGGUGGAGCGGUUCGUCGCGGCGCUGGAGCGGCGGAAGCGGGGGCUGGCGCCGCUGGUGGCGGUUGCGGCGGUGGUGCUGCUGGUGGCUUUUGUGGCGGUCGUCCGAGCGGCCUCGAGCGGGCGCGGCGGGACGUGCGUCCUGCACCGGCUGGGAAUUAUCGUCGGCCCGGGCUGCGGGCGGCCGGGCGGCGCGGCCGCGGGCGGCGGCGGUGGGGGGCCCCUGCUGGGGCGCGCGGGCGGCGGGGGCAGCCUGCGGCGGUUGCUGGACGUCGGUUCGUUUUGGGAAGACGCAGGGUGA